AUGUUAGCAAAAUUGGUAGAAACACCCGGGAAAUGGGACUGUGUUUUAGGGUCGGUAGAACACGCCUUGAAUAAUACCGUCUGCAGAUCAACAGGAGAAAGUCCUUCCCGAUUGUUAUUCGGAGUCGCUCAGUUGGGUACGGUCUCGGACAAUGUGCGUUUGGCCUUGGAGUCAUAUUCCGAGGAUGUUAGGGACCUUCCUACAAUACGUAGGAAAGCGGCUGAAAAUAUUGUGAAAGGUCAGCAAGAUAAUAAACGGGCGUAUGACAAAAAGCACAAGACGCCGACGGUAUACCAGGUUGGGGACUAUGUAAUGAUUCGCAAUUCCGAUGUCACCCCAGGAAUAAAUAAAAAAUUAAUUCCUAAAUUCAAAGGACCUUAUGUAGUUAAGAAAAUUUUGGAUCGUGAUAGAUAUGUGGUCACUGACAUAGAGGGAUUCCAGCUGACACGUAUUCCUUUCACUGGAAUCGUAGGACCUGAUCAGAUGAAAUUCUGGAUACGGUCAUAA
This is a messenger RNA of Osmia bicornis bicornis, 507 nucleotides long. RefSeq lists its product as uncharacterized. NCBI's taxonomy places the organism in Eukaryota, Metazoa, Arthropoda, Insecta, Hymenoptera, Megachilidae. The coding region runs from base 1 to 507 and encodes 168 amino acids. The record is from RefSeq and is a predicted model, not a curated record. Gene Ontology annotation, molecular function: nucleic acid binding. The transcript has a single exon.